Messenger RNA from Thunnus maccoyii (southern bluefin tuna), 1925 nucleotides. It is a transcript of the gene chic2, whose product is annotated as cysteine-rich hydrophobic domain 2. The record is from RefSeq and is a predicted model, not a curated record. NCBI's taxonomy places the organism in Eukaryota, Metazoa, Chordata, Actinopteri, Scombriformes, Scombridae. The transcript is spliced from 6 exons. The coding region runs from base 201 to 713 and encodes 170 amino acids.
CCGGUUACUGCGGCGGAUGUUGAUGUUUUGUUUCGGAGCCUGCUGAGCGAUGUGAGCUGUAUCGUCUCCGGGACGGGUAUAUAUAUUGUCUUCACGGUUUUCUUUGUACUUUUUUUUAUUUUCUCGGUAAGGUCUCGCUGUUCCGCGGCACAGUGUCUCUCCCGGCGUCUCUCCCGGGAAGCGCGAGGCCGAGCCGUGCGAUGAUGGAGGACUUUGAUGAGAUCUACGAAGAGGAGGAGGAGGAAGAGGAGGACGAGGACAGGGCCGCGGAGGAGCAGCUCCUCAAGUACGCUCCGGACCCGGUGGUGGUGCGAGGGUCCGGCCACGUCACCGUGUUUGGGCUUAGUAAUAAAUUCGAGUCAGAAUUUCCUUCAGCACUUACAGGAAAGGUGGCACCAGAGGAAUUCAAAGCCAGUAUCAACCGUGUAAACAGCUGUCUGAGGAAGACGCUGCCCGUGAAUGUGCGGUGGCUCCUGUGUGGUUGCCUCUGCUGCUGCUGCACGUUGGGCUUCAGUUUGUGGCCUGUCAUCUGCCUCAGCAAGAGGACAAGAAGAUCUAUAGAGAAGCUUCUGGAGUGGGAGAACAGCAGACUCUACCACAAGUUGUGUUUGCAUUGGAGACUAAGCAAAAGGAAGUGUGAAACCAACAACAUGAUGGAAUAUGUAAUCCUAAUAGAGUUCCUACCUAAGAUCCCCAUCUUCAGACCGGAUUAGCCCGACUGCAGCAGAUCUUAAACCUUCACUGCUGCCCAGCUCUGUCAGAUCCACAAUGGCUGUCAAGUUUCUGACUAACUACCCUUUCCGAAAUACUCCAAUAUUUUUGUUUACAGGGUAGCAUCGGUCCUCCCUCUUUUCUCUUUGACCCGUUCUCCCACAUGUACCUUCUCUAACAUCAUUGUUUACAAAUCCAGCAUCCCCACACGUUUUUUUGGAGCGAAAUUCACAAUUAGACUUGAACCGUGACCUGAUCAGGCGAGCUGGCGCACUGUGACACGGCCAUGCUAACCGGCACCAGCCUGUUGGAUGUCAGAGGAGAACCAGCCAUGGGCAGUGUUACGGAUUUUGGAACUCGAGCUGGAGACCGGACUCCUGAAUGGAGUUCUGUGAGCUACAACUGGAAUUUUGUCACUUACAUGUUUCCAAACCUAAGCACAUGGCACAGUCUGACCAUGAUCAAACAAACACUUUCAUACGUUACCUACUGUCACACCGCCACAUUCACCUGCAAAAAAAAAAAAAAUACACCCCAGUGCUUUUGUAACUGUUGGUCUGGUGCUCUAGAUCGUUACUAGAGGCUGUAGAGACAACACAACAUGGAACUCCAAAGGAACCACAUCGAAGGAACUUUCAUCCAAAUCAACUCUGUAGCAGACGGACUAGUCUUACAGGAACAUGUUUGGCCAGUGGCCAGAAUAGCUGGACUCAAUAAAUGUCACACUUAUCAACUACCAGACAUCCUUAUCCUCCCACCUACUUUCAUAUCCCUGCACACUUCACUGUGCAUCACCCUAACCCAGUGACAAUCAUGCAGUCUGACUGUACUCUGUAGUAUGAAUGGGUCUUUAUGCUACACAAUUUACCUGGAACAAUUUGUUGUGUGUCCAGGUGAUGAGCUGGCUGCCUAGCAACUGCUUCUGAGUCACAGUGGAAUAAGUAAGCUGUAAAGAAGGCCACUGGUGAUGAAGAGAAGAAACCUUUUUUUUUUUUUUUUUUUCUUUUUAGUAUCUCAAAUUCUGUUUACUGUUUUGGUGAAAGAGAGGCAGUCGAUGUUUGCAAAACUGUUCACUGUGUUUGUUAAAUGUAUGUGUGUGUCUCUAUGUCUGAGAGAGAAACAGAAGCAAAAAAGAGACAAAUCAGACAUGAAUAGAUGCUCUUUACUCUGUAAGGCAGGGUUCUUUCUUUAAAGUAUUUCUUUGCCAUAACCGA